AUGUCCAAAUCACAGAGGGAAAAGCAGAAACAGCCAUGGUGGCUUGGUGGUGCCGCUGCCUCUAUGGCGGUAUGCUUCACACACCCACUGGACCAAACAAAAUAUCGGAUGCAGGUCAUGCACACCAAGGCACCGAUGCUAAGGACAUUAUACAGCUUUGCAGCUCGUGAUGGCAUCCCCUCCCUCUGGACAGGCCUCAGCGCCUCCAUCCUCCGCCAAUCCACCUAUUCCACCGCCCGCUUCGGCCUCUACACCAUCCUCUCCCAGCGCCUCAAAGAACGCAACAACCAACCUCUCUCGUCCUGGGCCACCAUCCUCUGCGCCGGUGUCUCAGGCGGUCUCGCCGGCAUCAUCGGCAACCCGGCCGAGGUCAUCCUCGUCCGCAUGUGCGCCGACGGCGCAAAACCACCGAGCGAGAGGAUGCACUAUCCAGAUGCCGCGAGGGGCCUUGCUCGGAUCGCGCGCGAGGAGGGCCUGGCUACUUUUGGAAGGGGUUUGACGGCUACUGUGGUGAGGAGUGUAUUGAUGAAUGUUGGGCAGAUUGCGCCAUACACCGCCGCCAAGCAGUUCCUCCUCAAAAAUACGAGCCUAAAAGACGACGUCAAGACACACAUGCUCUCCUCCCUCAUCGCCGGCACCGUCGCCACCACCAUCUGUGCCCCUGCCGACGUUCUCAAGAGCCGCAUCCAGUCUGCCUCCAGGGCAGGAGGGUCUUCGAGCGUUCUGCAAGUCCUCUCCCAAGGUCUCCAGCACGAAGGCCCCAUAUUCCUGAUGAAAGGCUGGACUCCAGCCUGGCUAAGAUUGACACCCCAUACCAUCCUCACCUUCGUCUUCAUAGAGAAACUCCAAGACCUCGUCAACUGGCGGGCGACGACCGCUGUGGCGCCGGUUGAGGCGAAGAUGUGA
Cryphonectria parasitica EP155 is the source of this 906-nucleotide messenger RNA. RefSeq names its product mitochondrial carrier. Gene Ontology annotation, molecular function: malate transmembrane transporter activity; antiporter activity; thiosulfate transmembrane transporter activity. The record is from RefSeq and is a predicted model, not a curated record. The transcript has 8 exons. Gene Ontology annotation, biological process: phosphate ion transmembrane transport; thiosulfate transport; succinate transmembrane transport. The coding region runs from base 1 to 906 and encodes 301 amino acids. NCBI's taxonomy places the organism in Eukaryota, Fungi, Ascomycota, Sordariomycetes, Diaporthales, Cryphonectriaceae.